Messenger RNA from Opisthorchis viverrini, 1856 nucleotides. RefSeq lists its product as hypothetical. The transcript has 6 exons. The record is from RefSeq and is a predicted model, not a curated record. Lineage: Eukaryota; Metazoa; Platyhelminthes; Trematoda; Opisthorchiida; Opisthorchiidae. Gene Ontology annotation, molecular function: protein binding. The coding region runs from base 1 to 1779 and encodes 592 amino acids.
AUGCCUCGUCUACCACCACGUGAAGUUCCAGAAUACGAGGCGGUGGUCGAUCCGGCCGAUGCAAGUUCGGUGGUGGACGAUAUUCAGAGCCAUCAUGCACAAGCGUCUGUUCCGUCGCAGGCUAAACGCCCGCGUCUUAACACGGCUGAUUGUGAGGGAUAUUCACUCCCCGCAAUUGGGGAAAAACUACCCAAUCUGCCCUCUGAACGGAGUAGUAUGGGCGUAUUGUCGUUACCCAAACAAGAUCCCAUGGCCGAUAUUGACGACGAAUGUGACAUUCAAAGGGAACUUGUUCUGACCCGGGACUUCACGGAAAUUUUGCCCGUUGAAUUGUCGCUUCGAAUUUUAUCCUACUUGGCUCUAUAUGACAUCCUUGAAUGUGCUAAAGUCGACUGGAAGAUGGUCUUCCGGCGAAACGUCGAGUCCCAGUGUAACUGGCGCCAUGGUACCCACUUAAAGCCCAUUGUGCUUUCAGCUCAUCACAAUCAUGUCAUCACUUGCUUAGAGGUAUACAAUGACUGGGCAAUCACCGGUUCUGACGAUUCAAGCAUAUGCAUUUGGAGCAUUACUCGCGGGUCGCUAUUGAUCAACUUGUUCGGACAUAUUGGUGGCGUCUGGUCCCUCACGGUUCUUGCACCGAAUAGUGGUGGACAUGAGCAACGACCACUCCUGGUAUCCGGAAGCUGUGAUCGAACAGCUCGUGUUUGGCUGCUUGAUGGUCUUCGAUGGCCUUGCAUAGCCACACUCUUUGGACAUCAGUCUACUGUACGUUGUCUAGCGGGUCAGCGGGCAGUAAGCAGUUGCUUCACUCAUGGGCAAAAAGAGUGGAGCUGUUUCGACCAGAACUCUGAAGUCCAUACAAUCGACAUUGACAAUCAGGCGACUGGUUUGCCUUCCACAACGGAACAAUCAACUGUGGUCGAUGCAGAAUCAGGCAGAUUACGACUUGUGGCCACUGGCAGCAGAGACACAACCGUCCGUUUAUGGAAUGCCCUCUCGGGUCGUUGUCUGCGACUGUUUGAAGGCCACCGUGGUGCCAUAAGAUGUGUUCAGUUCAACGAAUGGAAAGUCGUUUCCGGAAGCUACGACUGCACUGUACGCAUAUGGAGCAUAGUAACCGGUACUUGUCUAAACGUACUGAUUGGCCACGAAAAUCGAGUCUACACACUCGUGUUUGAUGGUGUGCAUGUGAUCACCGCAAGUCUGGACACAACGAUUCGUGUUUGGAGCGCCUCUACCGGUGAACUGAGACACACCUUCCGUGGACACCGUUCGUUGACAAGCGGAAUGGCGCACGACACGUACUCUCGGGUUUUGGUAUCCAGCAAUGCUGAUGAGACCCUGCGCAUCUGGGAUCUACAGACAGGUCACUGUUUGCACACUCUGGCAGGUUUAUACAAACAUCACUCCGCGGUUACCUGCGUCCAGCUCACGAGAAACUUCGUCGUUUCGUCCAGCGAUGACGGUACGGUCAAACUCUGGGACCGCGUGUCCGGCGCUUAUGUCCGCGAUCUCAUUCGGCUGGACGGUGCUGGUCGUGGAGGUGUUGUGUGGCGCAUCGUGGCAUCCGAAGACAAGCUUGUAUGUGCAGCUGGGAGCCGUAAUGGCAUGGAAACCACGAAGUUGAUAAUACUCCACUUUGAUAGGGCAUGUGCAAAACCACCGGAUCUACAUCGCACCUGUUCAAAGAGAUCCAAACCUGCCCCACCACCACGACUGAGUGAGGUCCUUGCAGCUCGAUCGACCUACACCAGUGAAACAGUUCAGACUAAUGUCUAGAGCAACCAUUGUAUAUAAACCUAUUUUUGUCUUCUAAUGCGAAGAUUUACGAGUGUUCACCCAAUUAUACAUAUUUC